UUUCGAAAACCCUUGGGCUGCGGUUCACUCAGCGCGACGUUGAAGGCCACCGAGAUACAGACAUUAUCGCCCACAACCGAGUGCCGUAUCACCGCCACCUAGCACCGUACGCGAUAUCGCCCCUCCGUUUUCCCUUCGCCCCUCUGUUUCGACGGAUAGCAUCAAGCGACCACUACUUCUGCGCGUCUCAGAUAACCACUGCCACCGCCUGUGAAUCUUUCACUAUCUCCAGUGGAUUAGGGUUUCAAUUAGCGGAGGAAGAUGGCUCGGAACGAAGAGAAGGCGCAGUCGAUGCUCAACAGGUUCAUCACGAUGAAGAACGAGGAGAAGAAGAAGCCGAAGGAACGCCGUCCAUAUCUAGCCUCGGAGUGCCGCGACCUUGCCGAGGCCGACAAGUGGCGCCAGCAGAUCAUGCGCGAGAUCGGUCGGAAGGUCGCCGAGAUCCAGAACGAAGGCCUCGGCGAGCACCGCCUCCGCGAUCUCAACGACGAGAUCAACAAGCUCAUUCGCGAGAAAGGCCAUUGGGAGCGCCGCAUAGUCGAGCUCGGCGGCCCGAAUUACUCCAAAAGCUCUGCCAAGAUGACCGAUUUAGAAGGGAACAUCGUCGAUGUUCCUAAUCCUAGCGGCCGUGGCCCUGGCUACCGCUACUUCGGGGCCGCCAAGAAGUUGCCGGGAGUGCGAGAAUUGUUUGAGAAGCCACCAGAGCUGCGGAAGCGGAGGACGAGGUAUGAUAUAUACAGGAGGAUUGAUGCGAGUUACUACGGGUACAGGGACGAGGAGGAUGGGAUACUGGAGAAGUUGGAGGAUCCGGCGGAGGAGAAGAUGAGGGCGGAGGCGCUGGCGGAUUGGAAUGCGAUGGAGGAGAUCAAGAGGGAGGCUAAGAGGGCAGUGAAGAGUGGUGAUGUGGCAAUGGCAGCCAAGAUAUUGUUUGAAGAGGAGGAGGAUGUGGUCGAGGAGGAGAGAAAGGCCAAGGAGAGGGAGGAGAAGGAAAAGGAGAAGGAGUUUGUGGUGCAUGUGCCGUUGCCGGAUGAGAAGGAGAUUGAGAGGAUGGUGGUUGAGAAGAAGAAGAUGGAGCUGUUGAGCAAGUACACGAGUGAAACUCUUUUGGAGGAGCAAGUUGAAGCCAAAACCAUGCUUAACAUUCAGCGGUAGAUGGUAGGCUUGCCGGGACAUCAAUGCACUAAUUUGUUUUUCUUUAAAUAUUUCAUAGUUUGCCUGCUCAUCCUUGUAUUCUUACCUUGUUAUAGUUUUGUAGGCUGUAUAAUUCAAUGGAAAAAUUAUUAGAGAUAUUUUGAUUACUGGCCUCAAAGUUCUUCUUGGAGCUCA
Molecule: messenger RNA, 1326 nt
Organism: Diospyros lotus (date-plum)
Lineage: Eukaryota; Viridiplantae; Streptophyta; Magnoliopsida; Ericales; Ebenaceae
Exons: 1
Coding region: 262-1152 (296 amino acids)
Biological process (GO): mRNA 3'-splice site recognition; generation of catalytic spliceosome for second transesterification step
Cellular component (GO): post-spliceosomal complex; catalytic step 2 spliceosome; post-mRNA release spliceosomal complex
Source: RefSeq, a predicted model, not a curated record